CAGCCGGCAUUCAGACGGUAGCUAAGCAGAAAUGACAGUGUCUUGUCACUUUAGUUCAACACGGGCAUCGGAAACCACUCUUGACUACCAAGAAAACUGAGUGAGACAGCAGAUGAAUUAUUGGCUUCUCACGAAGGUUCAGUAGCGCAAUGAAUCGUCAAACCUAACGAAUCUCAGCACAAGACGGUGAGCAUGGAGAACAUCACAAGUGUGAUCGAGUUAUUAAACAAUUCAAUGAACCAGCCUGAAGAAAUGAAGAGGAUGCCUCAGAAUCCACUCGACUAUCAGGUAGUCACUAUACUUCUAGCCCUGUUGAUCUGUGGAGUGGGGAUAGCGGGAAACGUCAUGGUUGUGCUGGUGGUGCUUAAGACCAAGCACAUGAGAACUCCCACCAACUGCUACCUGGUGAGCCUGGCUAUCGCAGACCUGAUUGUCCUUUUGGCGGCGGGUCUGCCCAAUAUCACAGAGAGCGUGGCCGCCUCCUGGGUUUAUGGAUACGUUGGCUGCCUUUUCAUCACAUAUCUGCAAUACCUGGGCAUCAACGCGUCCUCGUGUUCCAUCACUGCGUUUACCAUCGAGCGCUACAUUGCAAUUUGCCACCCCAUCAAGGCUCAGUUUAUCUGCACCGUGUCCAGAGCCAAGAAAAUAAUCGCAUUUGUAUGGGCCUUCACAUCUGUGUACUGUGUAAUGUGGUUCUUUUUACUGGACAUCAAGCAGAUUCAACACGUUAAUGGCAUCCAGGUGGUUUGUGACUAUAAAGUGUCCAGAAACCAUUACUUGCCCAUUUACUUUCUGGACUUCACUAUAUUCUAUGUGAUUCCUUUAUUCGUGGCCACAGUUCUUUAUGGGCUCAUUGCUCGGAUACUGUUCCUGAAUCCGAUCCCCAGCACACCGCAGGAUACAGCCAAUAACUCCAUUCACAAGGGACGCAGCAAUGCCUCCAAGAUGUCCUGUCGCCGUAACAAGGGCACGCAAUCUUCAAGAAAGCAGGUCACUAAAAUGUUGGCAGUGGUGGUUAUCCUUUUUGCCCUUCUCUGGAUGCCUUACAGAACCUUGGUGGUUGUCAACUCUUUCAUGAAUACACCCUACUUGAACACCUGGUUUCUGUUGUUCUGCAGGAUGAGCAUUUAUCUGAACAGCGCCAUCAACCCUGUCAUUUACAAUCUAAUGUCUCAGAAAUUUCGUGCUGCCUUCAAAAAACUUUGCAAAUGCAAACAGGCACGGGCAGAGAAACCUUCUGCCUAUAGCGUGCCUGUUUACUACAGUGUAAUGAAAGAUAUGUCACAUGAAAGUCCUGAUCAUGAUCUAACAGAGCAAGAGGAUAUUAAUGGCUACCCAAUUUCUAACAAGAAGUUAAAUUUUGAUAAUACCUGUUGUGAUACUAACACGUCUAGUAUUGCCUGAAGCAGUAGUGAGCAUCUUAUAAAAUUUGUAAGAGAAAGUUAAAUACCUACUUGCCAAGCGUAUGGUUUCUGAUCCAUUAUUCGGUAUUGCUUAUGCACUAUAAAAAAUAUAAUUCCUUGACAGUUUUAAAGUAAAACACAUUAAAGGAUUUUUCAGAGAGUUAUGUUUUUCAAUUUCAGGCACCACUUAUGUUUUAAAUUAUAAUAAAUAAAAACUGUGAUUUUGUGUCUGGAAAUUAAAGCUGUCAUUAAAGUAAAUUAGCUGGAUGAGUGCAAAAGAUAAUUUGUAGCAAAAUUGUAAACUUGAUUUAAGCACUACUUGAGUUUACACUUGAGCUACCAAUAACAGAGGACAUUUUCAGUACUCUUUACCAGCACACCGUUUGUUAGCAGUCGAGUCUCUGAAACAUGUAUAUUAUCUUAGCAAUUCUGAUAUAAGGAUUCAGCUUCUUAUCACCAGAACAUGUUGAUUUACCACAUCAUUGGAUUAAGAACAAGAAAAUGUCCAGAAAUCUUCUGAAGCUCUGCCAUUUUAAAUAUUUGUUUUGGAGAGCAGCAGCUGCUCUUACAGGGACAAAUAUAACACCGCAAUAGCUAUAUUACUAUGUAUCUUCUCUGAGUGAUAACAGAAACGUUAAAACUGGGUAAUUCCAGGGUAGAUCGCCUGAAAUAAGUAGACAGAUAAUUUCUGAAACAUUUUUGGAUCCUUAUUUCUGGUAGCUUUAUGACAAUCAUAAAGAAAAUAAAGUGCCAUUUCUUUGUGUGACUAAAUGAUUAAUAAAUGACAGUAUUUUUCAAUAGUUACAUUUUUUGCUCAACAUAAGCCAAGAACUUUACAUUAUUUAAAUUAAAAUAAAAGUAAAAGUAACAGUACAAAAAUGUGAUCAAACAUAUUGGUUUAACAUUUUUUUUCUAUUGCACCCAGACUUCGAAGUUCAAUCCUAGUAAUUCACAAAAUGACUUUCUGUUGUGGUUUUUUAAAAGAAUUAUGCUGAUGUGUGUAAUUUGCUAAUGUUUAUUUAGAAAUGUCCUCAAGCAAAUGUUGCAGCUCUGCAUAUUUAUUAGGACUAGGACUUUGAGAGAAUAUCACAAUGCACUUUCUGUGACUGUUAAUAUUAAGUAAACAUACUAUAAGUUAAUUUAUUGAACUUGUUAUUAAUUAUUGUCAUUCCUUUGUCAGCACUGUGCAUAGUAUGCAAUUGUGUUUAAAAUGCUAGUGAAUCACAACAAAAUAUUCCUACAGCUUUUAAGUAGUUUCUGUGAAUUUGGUUGAGGCUAGAAUGCCAGUUAACAAGCUUCAUAGCCAUGUCUGCAAUUAUUUAUGCUGGCAGUGUAAACCAGAAAUUGUAGUUUGGGAGUCUUAGAUAAGUUUAUUUGUAAAGUAUGCUGAUUUAAUGUAUAUUUCAAUAGAACAUAUUUCCACUGGAACAGAUUUGUGAUCUUUUAUUUAUAUAUAGUACAAAUAAAAUGAUUCCAUAAGUUGUUGUAUAUGUAUGAAUUGUAAAGUUAUAAGGCUGUAUGUAAUGUUCUGUGAAUGUUCUUGUACUUAAGUAUUUGCCCAUUAAAGUGAUAAUUAUGAUGCCCAUAUCUCUGAUUGAUAUCAGAAAA
Molecule: messenger RNA, 3011 nt
Organism: Carcharodon carcharias (great white shark)
Lineage: Eukaryota; Metazoa; Chordata; Chondrichthyes; Lamniformes; Lamnidae
Product: thyrotropin-releasing hormone receptor-like
Exons: 3
Coding region: 193-1404 (403 amino acids)
Biological process (GO): phospholipase C-activating G protein-coupled receptor signaling pathway
Cellular component (GO): membrane
Molecular function (GO): thyrotropin-releasing hormone receptor activity
Source: RefSeq, a predicted model, not a curated record